This is a messenger RNA of Colletotrichum truncatum, 546 nucleotides long. RefSeq lists its product as uncharacterized. The record is from RefSeq and is a predicted model, not a curated record. Lineage: Eukaryota; Fungi; Ascomycota; Sordariomycetes; Glomerellales; Glomerellaceae.
AUGUACCUCCCAUCGCUCCUUCUAGCCCUCGCAGCUACUGCGUCGGCCAUUGACAUCAGAGCUUACACUGGCGACAACUGCGCCGGAGGCUAUGUUGCUUGCGUGAACAUCAACCCCAACGUAUGCUGUUCGUUCAGCAGCGUAGAAAGCAGCGUCAGAUCGAGCAUUGCGAUGGUUGCUAUCCCGUCCAGCUGGAACAUCCGCGCUGAGUCCUACACCGGAGGCGGCUGCAAAACUUCCGGGGGUCUGGGCGACUCCGACGGUAGCGCAACCGUCUGCCUUCCGCAAAAGACGUGGGGCGACCGCACGGGGGGCAAAUACUGGUUCCCUAGCCGCAAGCGUGCCGACCUGUCAUGCCCCGCCGACCAGCCCGAUGCCGGGAAAUGCGAAGCCGUCGUCAAGCCCGAUACGCUCGGCCUCGCGGACGGCACCGAGUACAACAUCGCCGGCUUGUCGGAUGAGGAAAUCCAGAAAUUGGACAAGAUUGCCAGCUCCGGCGCCGGUGCCGACGCCGUGCCCGCCGAGUUCCAGGCCCUGAGUCGCUAG